AUGUCAACACGUCUUGCAGUAGCCAUUGGAGCUGCUGUAGGAGCUCUUGCAUUCAUUGCUCUGUUGGCUUUUCUCCUGUGGUUUUGCAUCUUUCGUCGCAAGAAUUUGUCAAGAACUUCUGAGACUGGCUCUUCUGAUCCAUCAACUCAAGGAAGAAAUGUUGCAAUUGAGCUGUCAAUGAGAGAAGCUAGAAGGUUUGAAAUGGAGGAACUUGCUCAAGCCACCAAGAGUUUCACCAACAAAAGCCUUAUUGGUAUUGGCAAAUUCGGAGAGGUUUACAAAGGUUUGCUUCAAGAUGGUGUCCUUGUGGCAAUCAAGAAAAGAGCCGGUUUGCCUACUCAAGAAUUCGUUAACGAGGUUCGUUAUCUAUCAUCUAUCCAUCACCGUAAUCUUGUCACUCUUUUGGGUUAUUGCCAAGAAAGCCACACGCAGUUUCUUGUCUACGAGUAUGUUCCUAAUGGAAGUGUUUCCAGUCACCUGUACGGUGCUGGUGGUAAAGUACCUGGAAAUAGGCUAGAAUUCAGAAAUAGGCUUGCAAUAUCUAUAGGAGCUGCUAAAGGCUUGGCACAUCUUCACUCGUUGAGUCCUCGAUUGAUACACAAGGACUUCAAGACAGCUAACGUUCUUGUGGAUGAAAAUUUCAUUGCUAAGGUUGCAGAUGCAGGAGUUCGUAACUUCUUAGGAAGAGAGGAUGUUGGUACUUCGUCUCACGUCUCUGCUGACCAGAUCUUCCUCUCCCCAGAGGUUCAAGAAUUCAAAAGAUUCUCAGAGAAAAGUGAUGUCUAUGCUUUUGGUGUAUUCCUCUUGGAACUAGUAUGUGGUAGAGAAGCAGCAGAACCAUCCCCUUCAAGCUCAACACAAACUCUAGUCGAAUGGAUGCAAAAGAUAACGGAUUACGCUGAUAUACCCUCUAUGAUCGAUGAGAGACUAGGGGGUACAUACACAGCAGAAGGAGUGGAGGAGGUUAUUACAUUGACACUGAGAUGUGUUGAUGUUUCAAGUGAGAAGAGACCAACGAUGAGUCAUGUUGUGACAGAGUUGGAGAGGAUAUUGGACAAGGAAGUGAGCUUAACGACAGUAAUGGGUGAAGGUACUCCUACUGUUACUCUUGGAAGUCAGCUUUUUAAAGCAUCCAAGUGA
This is a messenger RNA of Microthlaspi erraticum, 1140 nucleotides long. The record is from the annotation of a GenBank genome assembly. NCBI's taxonomy places the organism in Eukaryota, Viridiplantae, Streptophyta, Magnoliopsida, Brassicales, Brassicaceae.